Messenger RNA from Amoebophrya sp. A120, 291 nucleotides. The record is from the annotation of a GenBank genome assembly. NCBI's taxonomy places the organism in Eukaryota, Dinophyceae, Syndiniales, Amoebophryaceae.
AUCUUCCUCGCGACCACCAUUGCGCAGACCUCCAUAACCAUCCCAGAUUGCGGUGUCGUUCUUGACACUGGGCUGCACAAGACGAAACAGCCCUUUAACAUCCACCAGGCGGUUUCUGGUACUAGAGAGGAAGAGCAGAUGAGUACUUUGAACAACAGCAGUUCGUCCACUGACACACUAACCGCGACUUCCAACGUAUUAUCCACCACCUGGAUCACGAAGGCCACCUGCGAGCAGCGCGCCGGCCGCACGGGGCGCACGUGUGCGGGGCUGUGUGUGCGCCUGUUCCCG